GAUUUAAAACACUCCCUUCGGUCGCUUAAUUUAUCGCCACUCGUUUCGAACUUCCUCUUUCCGCACUUGUAUCAUAAUGUACUAUCCUAAUGUGUAGCUGGUCUUUCAGCAAUGGCGUCAUACGAUCUGACAGUUCCCGCGCCCGUGAUAUCUGACAGGGAAUUCUCAAAGCCUCUGAUGUGCGGCCCAGGGCCGAGCGAUUUGUGGCCCUGUGUGGCAGAGGCCCUGACUGCCCCCGUUAUAUCACCAGCCUGCGCUGAAUACUAUAACGUAAUGGCCGAUAUCCGCACCGGUAUCCAAUACGCCUUCCAAACGCGUAGUAAGCUGGUGCUAGCGGUCAGUGGGUCUGGGCAUGCUGGCAUGGAGACUGUUAUAUCCAACCUGCUCGCACCGGGGGAGUUACUCCUUGUGCCUAGUCGGGGGAUCUGGGACGAGAGGGCCAAGGACAUGGCUAGGAGAUACGGCAUCAAAGUAGAGUCAAUGACAACUUCAGAGCCUUUCUCGACGUUCUCUUUCGAAGAGUUGGAGUCAGCCCUGCAGCGGCACCAGCCCGCUGGCCUGUUCAUCACCCAUGGAGACUCUUCUACCGGCACGCUGCAAAACAUGGAGGGUCUGGGAGACCUUUGCCAUAGAUACGGAGCUCUGUUACUAGUAGACACCGUGGUGUCUCUGGGCGCCGAGCCAUUCCUCAUGGACGCAUGGGGCGUGGACGCCACGUAUGCCGCGUGCCAAAAGGCGUUGAGCGGGCCCGCUGGGAUAGCCCCUGUCGCUUUCAGUGCCCGUGCGGAGGCCAAAAUAAACAGCAGAAGUCACGAGCCGCCAUUUUAUUUCGACCUGAAGCUGUUAGCUCAGCAGUGGAACUGCUAUGACGACACAUUCUUCUACCAUCACACUCUCAGCUUCCCCCUUCUCUGGGCGCUGCGCGCAUGUCUCAUACAACUCGCGCGCGAAUCUCUCCCCCGCGCGUGGGCACGCCACGCAUCUGUCGCGGCGCGCUUCCACGCUCGUCUGCGUGCGUACGGCUUCGAGUUCCUAGUGCGGAAACCAGAGGAACGGAUGUCAGCUGUCACUACUAUACUGCUGCCUGAGGGACUAGGCUACAAUAAGUUCGUGGCUCAGAUGAGAGAUGCGCACAACAUAAUGAUAACCCCCGGGCUGGGCCCGACGGCGGGCGCGGCGGUGCGCGCGGGGCUCAUGGGCAUCAACGCCGCCGCCGCCGUGGCCGACCAAGUGGCCGACAGCAUGGCCGACGCCGCCGGGAUCAACACUGCUGACAUAUCGGCUUAGAUACGCUCAAGCUAGGAACAUAAUACGCGGACGUCCGCGGUCGCGCGACCGCGACCGCGACCGAUCAGUGUGCACGGCCUUCGGGACGGCUGACCAAAACAUCCAGCGAGCC
Leguminivora glycinivorella is the source of this 1399-nucleotide messenger RNA. RefSeq names its product serine--pyruvate aminotransferase-like. The record is from RefSeq and is a predicted model, not a curated record. The coding region runs from base 112 to 1287 and encodes 391 amino acids. Gene Ontology annotation, cellular component: peroxisome. NCBI's taxonomy places the organism in Eukaryota, Metazoa, Arthropoda, Insecta, Lepidoptera, Tortricidae. Gene Ontology annotation, molecular function: L-alanine:glyoxylate transaminase activity; L-serine:pyruvate transaminase activity. The transcript is spliced from 7 exons.